This is a messenger RNA of Etheostoma spectabile (orangethroat darter), 3824 nucleotides long. It is a transcript of the gene rnf180b, whose product is annotated as ring finger protein 180b. The coding region runs from base 112 to 1665 and encodes 517 amino acids. Gene Ontology annotation, molecular function: ubiquitin conjugating enzyme binding; ubiquitin protein ligase activity. The record is from RefSeq and is a predicted model, not a curated record. Gene Ontology annotation, cellular component: endoplasmic reticulum membrane. The transcript has 8 exons. NCBI's taxonomy places the organism in Eukaryota, Metazoa, Chordata, Actinopteri, Perciformes, Percidae. Gene Ontology annotation, biological process: norepinephrine metabolic process; serotonin metabolic process; protein polyubiquitination.
CAGUUUAACUUUGUUGUUUCGAGCGCAGGAAUUUUUCGUUUCGUAACUGAAAAAGUUGUCCCAGCGCUGUCAACUGGUCUGAAAACAAAGACAACCUGAAGAGAGAGAACCAUGCUCCGCUGCAGGAGGUGUCGGAAAGCCAUCAUAGACUCGACUUGUUUAUCGAUGGUCGAGGCCACAGAUGAUAGCUCGGCUGCGGUUUGCAGUAUUUGGCACAUGGAUGUGGACACACUGCCAGAGUGGAUCCUCGCCUCAGUUCACCAGGCCCAGUGGACUGUAGGAAAACUGAACUGCCAGAACUGCGGAGCUCGCUUGGGCGGCUUUAACUUCAUCAACCGUAGCGAGUGUCCCUGCGGCCGAGACGCCGCCGUCCACCUCAACAAAAGCCGCGUGGAUCGCGACCACAGACACUACGACCUCAUCGUCCAGCCAGGGAGGACGAGGCCCGAGAAAGAACGGGCCGGUACGCCCGAACAGAACAGAGAUCAGAGGCCUGAGUUUAACAGGACCCCGCUGGACGACGUGCAGCUCAACUGUGCCGCUGUCGCGUCCCACCUCAGCCCCGCCGAGGCCUCAAACCCCCCGACUGACCGUGAAAACCCCCAGUCGUUCUCUUUCAGUCCUCUGUACUGCAUCUCUCAUAGGAGACGCUGCAGUUUGGAAGAUGAUUCUGCCUUCGGGGCGUGUUUUUGCCCUGUAAGCCCUGCCGUCAAGUGUGCCGUAGAGAGUACAGGGACAGGGACACAUGGGUCUAAACGGUCACCUGUCCCGCAUCUCACAAGUCAGCGGUUUGACACCGACGGCGAAGCCUCAGUCGGCGCUGUCGCCGGCCGUCGGAUUGUUUCUGGAAGGACACGGCGGUCACGCCUGGGCGGACAGCUGCUGCAGGCGUCCGAGGAGGUUGAGUCCUCUCCGGAGACCACGGCUGUCCACCAGGAAGUGUCCGCUUCAUCCCGGCUUUUCCACAGAGGGAGGUCCGUCUCCGACAGUGCAGCCGAGCAGGACCAGGAAGUGUGGCCUGAAGCCCUCGUGGCCUCCCCGGCCUCAAACCGACUGAGCAAGAGAGAGAAGAACCGGCUGAAGAGUCUCCGGAGGAAACAGAGGAGGAGAGAGCGAUGGCUGCUCAGCCAGCUGGAGCAGGCUGGGAGUGUGAGCGGUUCACACAUGGACAGUGAGGAGGAGGAGGACAGAGAGGGCCUUACCUGCGCCGUGUGUCUGGAGCUUUACUUCAGCCCGUACAGCUGUCAGCCCUGCGGCCACGUCUUCUGCGAGCCGUGUCUCCGCACAAUCGCCAAGAACCGACCGACAAACACCCCCUGCCCUCUCUGCCGCGCCCUCAUCUCACACACCAACCCGCACCACGAGCUCAACGAAAACGCUAAGGCCUUCUUCCCGAAGGUGUACUACGCCCGCAAGCAGAACUUCCAGAGUGCUUUCUGUGCAAAGUGGCCUCUGCCCAGCUGUCGCAAGCGCUUCCGUACCUUCUGGGGAGAGCCGAGACAGGCAGCGGCUGCAAGGAGACGCUGGCACUUGGUCCACGGUUUCACGCUGAAUGCUUUGGAUUUCAACGACGUGCGCGGCCUGGUCAUCGUCUACACCCACUCAGUCAACUGGAUCCUGGCUUCCCUGUUCCUCUGCUUCCUCAUCUACUACUUCUUCUUUUGAGACAAUGAGGAGCAAUACGUUUUGCAGUCCAGGUGUAUCUUAUAUUUUUUAAGCUAUAGUGCAUAGUUUCUGUCUCCCCCAUGAGGAAUUCUAAGUAAUGACAUACUGUAUGAGUCAAAGCAUCCACAUGAUACAAGCCUACUGUGGUAUGUUCUACACUACUCAGACUUCUGUAUGGUCAACACCACUUGUGGUUGUUAAUACACAUUCUGUCCACUAGAGGGACUUCUAACAUCAGCUUGGCCUUGAAGGGGAUCUACGUAAUGGUGCAUUGCAUUUCUGGCACACCGCUCUGUUUACAUUAUAUUCCACCACACACACAGCAACCAAUACAAAUCAGCAGAAAAGUCUAUAAUGAAAGAUUAUCUAACAAGUGUGUUGAAGUGGCUUUGUCUGUAAAUGCUCGGUUAGCAUAACUACAUCACGUUAGAAAGCACAGCCGAAACGAUUGGUCAUGAACUAAGUAACAACAGUGUUGGCUACGAUGCUAACAGCAUUGUUAACUAAGCCAAACGGCGCUGGCUUUACUGUUUUAGUGAUUUAAAAGCCACCUGUUUCUUGCCGAUCGUCACAAUACUGAGAGACAGCUGUUAGAAGGUAGUAUAUGAAGUUGAAACUAACUCUGACAGCUGUAGGGCAGCUAACAUUAACUUUAGCUGUCUCCACGAAGCUCCCAGCUAAGCUAACUCUGACAGCUGUAGGGCAGCUAACUUUAGCUGUCUCCAUGAAGCUCCCAGCUAAGGUAACUCUGACAGCUGUAGGGCAGCUAACAUUAACUUUAGCUGUCUCCACGAAGCUCCUAGCUAAGCUAACUCUGACAGCUGUAGGACAGCUAACAUCAAACUUUAGCUGUCUCCAUUAAGCUCCCAGCUAAGCUAACUCUGACAGCUGUAGGGCAGCUAACAUUAACUUUAGCUGUCUCCACGAAGCUCCCAGCUAAGCUAACUCUGACAGCUGUAGGGCAGCUAACAUUAAACUUUAGCUGUCUCCACGAAGCUCACAGCUAAGCUCCUAUAACUCGCGACGCAGUUAGGAAACCAGAACGAGCUAACUAAUGAUAACAUGAGCAUUUUGGCUCAGUGGAUGUCCAUUUUUAAGUCAUGUUAAAACUGGGGUGUCUCACUGCAUGUCAAUCACUGCUCAGGCACAUGCAUAGAGCUCAAAAGUCCCGCCCAUAGAGGGUUCCGGAAGGAAAAAUACAAUGCAAUUUCUCCAUUGACAAUCGGAGUGUAAGCCAUAAAAUGAUAACCGUCGAUGGUAGACUUCAAACCAGCAACCACACUGCGUUAUCUGUAGGCAUUUUGAGCUAUCUGUGUGUAUGUUUAUGCUGUAUAUAGCUGGCAUACACAUACACGCCACUUGCCAUGUUAUCUCCACUUGCUGUGUUAUCGCGGGAAGAACGUUUUAUCGCGGAAAGAAUGCUACGGUUCAGUUUAGUAAAAGAAGAACCGGUUGGGUUUAGGCAAAGAAUAGAACGACUGUUGGGUUUAGGAAACGUGACCCCCGGUCUCUUGGGGGAAAGUCCUGCGUUCCCUUUUAUACUACUCGCUACGGUGUGAAUUCACAAGCAAUCGCAAGGUGAUGUAAGUCAAUACACGCUAACAAGCGAGUAUGCGUCUUGAUAAAACGCCAAUAAUGGCAUACGAAUUGGCUUGUCAUAUAUACGCCAUUUCAUGAGAUCACUCUGCACAGGCAGGACGUUAGGGGACAAACUGUCAGUUAACUGAAAAAAAAUAACAAAAAAACAGCGAGAGGAAGUUGUGUCUUUGUGUCUCCUUAAAAUGAUGUAGUUAAGUUAAAAGAAGCUAGAUGCACUGCUGCAAAGGUUUUGCUUCUACAUGUACAGUACAUGUUGUUUUACACUUAUUGUGCUCAGGACUGAAAUAUCUAACCAGUAAAGACAGCAGCAGUUAUUAACGGAUGUGAUUGAUUGAUUCCUUUGACUGAUUGAGGGGCUGAUAAAGAAGAAAAUGAAAAUCAGAUAAACAAAUGGGUAAAAUACCCAUUUCAAUAUGGUGCCUUUGCUUAGUCUGUGCCUUCUGCUUAUACCAAAUAAUAUAAGACUGGAAUUGAGAGUAUAUUUAAGUUUUAGACACAGAAUACCAGUCGGUAAACAGUUAUUGUGUCUGUCUCUUGAAGGAAAAUACAAAAGUCUGAUU